GGAGGAAGGUUGGUGAGACGCAAGUAAGAAAUACUUUACAUAGACGUUGUUUCGAAGGUUAUGAUAAAUUACCUAUCAAGAAAAAUGAUUGGUUUUGAAUCUAGCACACAAUCAUCAGUAGAAAGAAUGGUUGAAAGGCAGACAAGAAUUGCUAUGAAAAAACGAAAAACACGAAGAGGGAAAAAGAAGAAAGAAUUUGGAUCAAUCGAGAAAUUUCCGGCGAAGUAUUCAGAUGAGUCGUGUCAUAUUGAUUGUGGGUUUUCCUCCUGUCGAUAUUGUAUGAACGAGUCAAUAGAUAUUUGUAAUCGGACAGACGCGAAAUGCUUAAAAGAUACGCGUCGCAAGAAAACCCGCCAAAUACACCGACCAAGAUACAGUCUUAAAGCGCCACACAAUUCUACGCAGUUUAUAAUGGAUGGACACUUAAAAGAUCAGAGUUUUUACGAUAAUUUUGAUUCACCAGAGUAUUCCUGUGAUACAUCUAAAACACUACAUGAACUGGGGUAUUCGCCAAACAGUUGUAGUGAUUAUGGUUUGGAUACAUUGUUCAGAGACUCCGAAAUUAUGGAUUUUGGUAUGGCUACAACGGAUACGGUAGCAUUUAUGGAACAGGAUUUCGAAAGUGUCAUGAGAAACGCUCAAAUGGACGAAAUUUCAAAUCUGUCGAAAGAAGAACUGUUAAAAAGAGUGUUAGUAAUGGCCGAAAAAUCGGAACAACUUGAAAAAGAACUUGAACAGUCCAGUAGUGACCGAAGUUUCUUUGGGGAUAACGAUUCCACGUUAGGAAACAACAUAAGUGGACAGGGAUAUUUAUCAAAAUUGCUACAAGAGAAUGUAAAAUUAAAACACGAAAAUCAUCAAUUGAAAGAAAUGCUCUCUGAAGUUAAAAAAUGAAACUUUUAUCUCCUGAAAAACUGAAGCAGUGCUCGCGCACACAGCUCUUCCUAUAAUGAACUAUCUUUAUUUUAUGUUUUAUUCUAGAAUAAUCAAACAUCAAGAGUACAUAUUAGGAUUUUGAAAUGUAAAUAUGUUGAGAUUAAAGAACUUUGGUAAAUGAUAAAGCAUUUGCAUGAAAGUACUCCAUAGAUCAGAGGAAAAUAAGUGUAUAUUUGUGGGAAAAAAUGUCAUCCACAUAAAAGCAAGUUAUAUUAUUAGUCCAAAACUUGUCAUGUUCUACCUCAGUUUUUAAUGUUCCAUUUUAAAUAUUAAAAAGAAAAUAAUUUAAGCUGUCUGUUUUGUUAAUGAUUUACUAAUUUGGAGAUUUUAUUUUUCAGCGAGGUACAACUUCGCGUGCCUUGAAGUCAAUCGACCUGUAACAGGAUCUGGUUGACCAGCCGGUCAAGAUCUUGUUUCUUGGGUUACGGAUAUGAUCAAGCAGCACAGAAUGGAGGAUGAGGACCUCAUGGAACUUGACAUGCUGGCUUCCAUGUCGUGGCGCUGUAACGAUCUCUCCAGGACGCUACCACAGUCCUGGAAGCUAGACAACGAAGCCUGUCUAACCGAUGCUGUUAACAAACGAUUACAUAUGUAUUAAUUGAUUUGUUUUAAUUCAGAUUCAUACUUGUGCCUUAUUUCACCAUGGAUGUAUUGAAGAUUAUUACAUGUAAAGUAAACAAUUAUUUUACAUUCAAUGAAUAAGU
Molecule: messenger RNA, 1640 nt
Organism: Ylistrum balloti
Lineage: Eukaryota; Metazoa; Mollusca; Bivalvia; Pectinida; Pectinidae
Product: protein HEXIM1-like
Exons: 2
Coding region: 61-894 (277 amino acids)
Biological process (GO): negative regulation of cyclin-dependent protein serine/threonine kinase activity; negative regulation of transcription by RNA polymerase II
Cellular component (GO): nucleoplasm; nucleus; cytoplasm
Molecular function (GO): cyclin-dependent protein serine/threonine kinase inhibitor activity; 7SK snRNA binding
Source: RefSeq, a predicted model, not a curated record